This is a messenger RNA of Salvia hispanica, 580 nucleotides long. RefSeq lists its product as uncharacterized. The record is from RefSeq and is a predicted model, not a curated record. Lineage: Eukaryota; Viridiplantae; Streptophyta; Magnoliopsida; Lamiales; Lamiaceae.
UCAACCGCUCAUGCAAAAACCCCCAAAUUCACAAUCGCCAAAUCCCUAGCCUUACCGAUCGAUCGCCAUGCCAGAUCCGGAAAUCGGAGACCGCAUCGGUGCCGAGAGCUGUCUAGAUCUCGGAUCGGACGUCGCCGCAGUCCGCAGAAGGCAGAGGCGCCCCGCGGCGCCGGAGAAGAAGGAGCUUCCGCCGCCGAUCACGUGGCUGGUGCGCGCGGACAGUCACCGGUCGCCAAUGCCGUGGGUUAUGAGGAAGUACUACACGAGCGACGGCAGAUUGAUAAUCAGAGAGGAGAGGGUGAGGUGCCAUGACUAUUUCGUCGCCGAUCGAUCGGAUGGACGCCUCGUUCUCAACCUCGUCCACGUUGACGACGACGACGGCGUCGAGGAUGCGGCGGAGGAGGAGAUGCGGCGUCCUGAAAUCGUUAAUGAGGCGAUCGAUUGUGAUUUGAGUGUGGAGGAAGCCGCGGCGGAGUGCUAUAAGUAUAAUGGAUUGGGGUUGAAGCCCUGCGGUGGUUUUGUUGCGACGGUGCCGGUGUUUACUCCGCCGGUUCACACAUGAAUACAUACAGUUUCUCUC